Ochotona princeps (American pika) is the source of this 1429-nucleotide messenger RNA. RefSeq names its product eva-1 homolog B (gene EVA1B). The coding region runs from base 697 to 1200 and encodes 167 amino acids. The transcript is spliced from 3 exons. Lineage: Eukaryota; Metazoa; Chordata; Mammalia; Lagomorpha; Ochotonidae. The record is from RefSeq and is a predicted model, not a curated record.
CCCCCUGGGAAGGGAAGCUAGAGAUAGGGAACUGGUUAGGAGCAGAGCGCAGGAGAGGGGUUGGGAGCGAGGAGACACUCAAGUCCUGACCCUGUGGUCCAGUUUUCCCAUGACUUGGUGAGUCUAGUCGGGGAAUAGUGUCCCUGGUACUCCGCUGGAGGGUAGUUUAGCCCAUAGCCUAGCACCUGGCCUGGGUCCCAUCACUGCCCCCUGCCUUUCGGGGGGCCUUGGGGGCGGUCCCUGCCAGGGCCUCCCCCGUGGCUUCCUGUUGGGAGAGCAGCCGGCUGGCCAGCUCCCCUCCGCGGUGGCCGCUCCGCUCCCCUUCCUCCACCGCGGCGCUUGCCUCCGCCUCCCCGCCCCGCCCCUCCUCUCCUCCGAAGAAACUUUCCGCCACUGGUCCUUCAGCCCGAGUCCGGCCCGCGUUGCUGCAGCCUGGGAGCCGAGCCGGACGGGCAGGGCAGCUGAGACCGGACGGGGCGGGCGCGGCCGGACCCAGGGGUGUAUGCGGCCGCCGGACGCGCCGGGCCAGGCACCCGUGUUGCUGACGGGCCCAAGUUGGGAAGCCACGCUCUCCGUGUGGGACCUGGAGCCGGCUCUCCGGGGAAGGGGCAGCCUGAGGGGGGCGGCAUGCCUGGACCGGCCCGGAGCUGAGCUGCUCAACUCCCAGGCUGACGCGGACGCUGGCCCAGGAGCAGCAUGGACGCACCCCGAAGGGACAUGGAGCUACUCAGCAACAGCCUGGCGGCCUAUGCGCACAUCCGCGCUAACCCAGAGAGCUUUGGCCUCUACUUCGUGCUGGGAGUGUGCUUCGGCCUACUGCUGACGCUCUGCCUCCUGGUCAUCAGCAUCUCCUGUGCGCCGCGGUCACGCCCGCGGGGCCUCGUGCCACACCGCGCCCCCCGCGGCAGCACCCUGGAGCCCGAGGACGACGAGGACGACGAGGACGACGAAGACACGGUCACGAGGCUGGGCGCUGACGAUACGCUGCAAGGCCCCGAGCUGUCGCCGGAGCCCGAUGGGACCCUCAGCAUCAAUGUCUUCACAUCAGCUGAGGAGCUGGAGCGUGCGCAGCGGCUAGAGGAGCGCGAGAGGAUCCUGCGUGAGAUCUGGCGCACGGGGCAGCCGGACCUGCUGGGCAGCGGCACGCUGGGGCCCAGCACUGCUGGCACGGGCACGCUGGGCCGUGUGCACUAUUACUGACGGGUGCUCAGAGUGCUGGACACUCCAGGGGCACCCAAAGCUGCCCCAAGAACUUUGGACUCUCAUGAUUCCCACCCUUCCUGGGUGCUAAGGGGCUUGGACUACCUACCUCCGAGUGCGCCCUUCCUCGGCCCUGCCCAGAGGCCCCGGGGCGGAGGGGGAACGGGGGUCAGGAGGUGGGCGUCCCCAGCCCCUCUGAGGGAAGAAACAGAGUGACCAAUGAAAGCUG